This is a messenger RNA of Quercus lobata, 1981 nucleotides long. RefSeq names its product chromatin assembly factor 1 subunit FAS1-like. Bases 1 to 1728 code for a protein of 575 amino acids. Gene Ontology annotation, cellular component: nucleus; CAF-1 complex. NCBI's taxonomy places the organism in Eukaryota, Viridiplantae, Streptophyta, Magnoliopsida, Fagales, Fagaceae. The record is from RefSeq and is a predicted model, not a curated record. Gene Ontology annotation, biological process: nucleosome assembly. The transcript has 9 exons.
AUGUCGGCGAAGUCCGCCAAGAUGACUUGGCAUUCAGAACGAAUGCCUUAUCGAGAAAAGUUCUCCAAGAAGGCCUUUCGGGCAUUCUCAUCACGGAACCGAAUAGAUGAAGGAGAAAAGGAGGCUGAAAAAGACGAAAAGCGCCGUGAAAAGGAAGAGUCUGAAAUGAGGAAACAGUUACGGAAGCAGCAAGAGGAAGCUGAGAGGGAUCAGCGGCGUCGAGAAAAGGAAGAAGCUGAAUUGAAAAAGCAACUUUCUAUACAAAAGCAGGCUUCAAUCAUGGAACGUUUUCUUAAAAAAAGCAAAACUAGCCCUAUGUGUAACAAUGGCCAAUCUUCAACUAAAAUAGCCACAUGUGAUUCAACAAGUAAAAAGAGUGAAAAAAUGCCUGAUGCAGUUACUGUGUCAAUGGACUGUGCUCUUUCAACAAAUGAUGAGAUUGGUGUAGACGAUGUUUGGAAGGUACACUUGUCUUCCUGGCAUUGCUUAGGUCACUCUAUACGUUCAAACAGAAAACAACAUUGGGGAAUACGUCAGAAGCCUAAGACUGAACUAUUUAAGGAACUUAAGCUCUCAGCUAAUAGAGUGGUGGCUCGUGAUGAUGACUUGAACAUAGAUAAGCUUGCAGAUGGAUGGGGAGAACAGAUUUCUGAUGAUAGAUUUUCCCAAGCUACAGAUAGUUCUCUCCCUGAUGUCAAGAAGUUUAACCAGAAGAAGCAGUUGUUGCAGUUUGCUAAGAGCCAUAGACCUGCAUUUUAUGGUAUUUGGCAUAAAAAAAGUCAUGUUGUUGGCCCGCGCCAUCCUUUUAAGAAGGACCCAGAUGUGGAGUAUGACAUUGAUAGUGACGAUGAAUGGGAGGAGGAGGAUCCUGGAGAAAGUCUUUCAGAUUGUGAUAAAGAUGAAGAGGAGGAAACUUUAGAGGAAGGAUGUUCAAGAGUUGAUGAUGAAGAGGAAAGUGAAGAUGGCUUUUUUGUACCUGAUGGUUAUCUCUCGGAAAAUGAGGGAGUACAAGUUGACAGAAUGGAAACUGAUGUCGUAGUUGAGGAGGCAAGAAGCUCUCCUAGUUGUAAGGAAGACUCAAAGAGUGGGGAGUUCUGCACAUUGCUUCGACAGCAAAAAUAUCUAAACAAUUUGACAGAGCAAGCUCUUCGGAGAAACCAGCCCUUGAUUGUAUUAAAUUUGAUGCAUGAGAAGUCUGCUCUCUUAAUGGCAGAAGAUCUUAUUGGUCCUCCUAAACUGGAGCAGAUGUGUUUGCAAGCUCUGAGUAUGUGUAUUUUCCCUGAUAGUGUAGAGAUAUCAAUUGAAAACAUGGAAGAUGAGGAUCAAGAAGCUUGCCUAUCAAGUGGCAAGAGCAGUACCACACUGGUCUCAACUGUGAAUAACAUUCCAGACACAGACUUGCCUACAGUUGUGUCUGCAAUUCAGUCAUCCCCACAGGGUAUCAAUAAGGUUAUAGAAUCUUUGCAGCAGAAGUUCCCUGCUGCCUCAAAGUCUGUGUUAAAAAAUAGAGUGCGGGAAAUAUCGGAUUUUGUUGAUAAUCGUUGGCAGGUCAAGAAAGAAAUUCUCAACAAACUUGGCAUGUCGAUUUCGCCAGAAAAGGGUGGUGGGAGGACGAAAAGUAUAGCUACAUUUUUCUCAAAAAGGUGUUUGCCGCCUGCUGGUAGAAAUAUUAACCCCAAUGAAACCUCACCUCAGCCAUCUUUGAAGCCAAGUUUCACUGACCAAUAAGAACAGUUGCACAUAUAAUCAUCUGUAGCAUCCUUGCUUUUGUUUAGUUUCCCUCACAAUUUUCUCCCUCUUGCCCAUGUUCAUGUAUUUUAUCAAUCUCCUGAUCCUUUUGUAUACUGAAUUGUGACCAUUUUUGUUUUAGACACAUGAAUUAGAAGGAAUUUGUUUUGCAAAACAUUCUUUUCAAGUGCUUUGUUUGCACAAGUACAAAGUGGACCAAGGGCCAGAAAAAGCUUACGUUAAUUAGACUGAA